AUCUCCUCUUCUGCUUCAUACUGAAACCAUAGCUGCUGCUCAAAGUUGCCAGCUUUCCCUCAAGGCUUACCUGCUUCUGGGAAAAAGAAAUACUGUGGAGAUGCCUUCUCUUCUGCAUGUACAUGUACACCCAAAUCAGCCUAUUUCUUUUCCAGGCAUUUCGGGUUUUCCUUUAUUGCAACCAUCAAGAACAUCAGCUACUACUAAUUUCAUGCGAGGUACUGCUGUGCCUCAGAUCUUGUAUAAAAGAGAAGCAUCUCUCUUUCUGCAAAAUGAGUUGAACAACACAAGGUCAAAGAAACUGGUCGCCAUUGCUCCCAGAUGUAGCAGUUCCACAGACUCCAAUGAUAGUAAAGAUCAAACUAAGACACCGUUCGGGUACACAAGAAAGGAUGUUCUAUUGAUUGGUCUUGGAGUCACUGCCAUUGGAUUUGGUUUGAAAAGUGGAUUGGAGUUUGUGGGAGUUGAUCCUUUACAGGCAGGAAAUGUAGUUCAGUUGGUAAUGGUUUUGGGUCUCACAGUUGGAUGGAUUUCAACAUACAUCUUUAGAGUAUCGAACAAGGAAAUGACGUACGCUCAACAAUUACGUGACUAUGAAGUCAAAGUCAUGGAGAAACGGUUAGAAGGUUUGACAGAAGCAGAGCUGGUAGCAUUGCUUGAACAAGUUGAAGAAGAGAAGCGACAGCAAGCAAGAGGAGAGCAGGUUAACUGAAGCUGAAGCUCUUUACACUCUAGUAUCCACUAUUAAAUUUUGAUAGGCUGGAUAAUGUGUGGACUUGUAUAUUUUCGUUACCAAGCAAGUAUGUCCCAUUGCAGCAUCACUGUAAAUGUGACAUGUAUGAUUAGUGAAAAGGAGAUACAUACAUGAUCCA
Hibiscus syriacus is the source of this 872-nucleotide messenger RNA. RefSeq lists its product as uncharacterized. NCBI's taxonomy places the organism in Eukaryota, Viridiplantae, Streptophyta, Magnoliopsida, Malvales, Malvaceae. The record is from RefSeq and is a predicted model, not a curated record. The transcript is spliced from 6 exons. Bases 101 to 712 code for a protein of 203 amino acids.